This is a messenger RNA of Alligator mississippiensis (American alligator), 5024 nucleotides long. RefSeq names its product N-acetylglucosamine-1-phosphate transferase subunits alpha and beta (gene GNPTAB). Gene Ontology annotation, cellular component: Golgi apparatus. The record is from RefSeq and is a predicted model, not a curated record. Gene Ontology annotation, molecular function: UDP-N-acetylglucosamine-lysosomal-enzyme N-acetylglucosaminephosphotransferase activity; calcium ion binding. NCBI's taxonomy places the organism in Eukaryota, Metazoa, Chordata, Crocodylia, Alligatoridae. The transcript is spliced from 21 exons. Bases 86 to 3892 code for a protein of 1268 amino acids. Gene Ontology annotation, biological process: N-glycan processing to lysosome; carbohydrate phosphorylation.
CGCUCGGCUCGGCCCGGCCCGGCCCGGCUCGCUUGGGCUGCGCAUGGCGGCGGCACGGCGGUGAGCGCGGGCGGGCGAGCCGGCCAUGCUGCUGAAGCUCCUGCAGAGGCAGACCUACACGUGCCUGUCGCACCGCUACGGGCCCUGCCUCUGCCUCGGCGGCGUCGUGCUCAUGAUCGUCUCCGCCCUGCAGUUUGGGGAGGUUGUUCUGGAGUGGAGUCGAGACCAGUAUCAUGUUUUGUUUGAUUCUUACAGGGACAAUAUUGCUGGAAAAUCAUUUCAGAAUCGGCUGUGUUUGCCCAUGCCGAUUGAUGUGGUAUACACCUGGGUGAAUGGCACAGAUAUCGAGCUGAUCAAAGAAUUGCAACAAGUUAGGGAACAGAUGGAAGAAGAACAAAAAAUAAUGAGAGAAAUCCUUGGAAAGAAUGCAACGGAACCAACUAAAAAAAGUGAGAAGCACCUGGAGUGUUUGCUGACGCGCUGCAUUAAAGUGCCGAUGCUUGUGCUGGACCCUGCUCUGUCUGCCAACAUCACUCUAAAAGACCUUGCAUCUGUCCAUCCUAAUUUACAAGCUGCUAACUCUCUCUUCUUUGUAGCAAAACCAAAAAAUCCUUCUACCAAUGUGACAGUAAUUGUUUUUGACACUCCUAAGGAAGCUGAAGAUGCUCAUUCAGGAAUGUUAAAAGAAAGCAGUAAACAGACAGUAUGGAGGGGUUAUUUGACUACAGACAAAGAAGUUCCUGGGUUAGUGUUGAUGCAAGACUUGGCCUUUGUUAGUGGAUUUCCAGCAACAUUCAAAGAGACAAGUCAGCUAAGGACAAAACUGCCAGAGAACCUUGCCUCUAAAGUAAAGCUGUUGCAGCUUUAUUCAGAAGCCAGCGUAGCCCUCCUGCAACUGAAUAACCCUAAGGGUUUCCAGGAACUGAGCAAGCAAGCUAAGAAGAACAUGACUAUAGAUGGAAAAGAACUGGCACUCAAUCCUGCUUAUUUACUGUGGGAUCUAAGCACCAUUAGUCAGUCUAAACAGGAUGAAGACAUUUCAGCUAGCCGUUUUGAAGAUAAUGAAGAGCUGAGAUAUUCUUUACGAUCAAUAGAGAGGCAUGCUCCGUGGGUUCGACAUAUUUUCAUUGUCACUAAUGGACAGAUUCCAUCCUGGCUUAACCUGGAUAACCCUCGUAUAACUAUAGUAACACAUCAGGAAAUAUUUCAAAAUUUGAGUCACCUGCCUACCUUUAGCUCCCCAGCUAUCGAAAGUCACAUUCAUCACAUUGCUAGCCUGUCCCAGAAGUUCAUUUAUCUAAAUGAUGAUGUUAUGUUUGGGAAAGAUGUAUGGCCUGAUGAUUUUUACAGUCACUCCAAGGGUCAAAAGGUUUACUUGACUUGGCCUGUUCCAAACUGUGCUGAGGGAUGUCCUGGCUCAUGGAUUAAAGAUGGUUACUGUGAUAAAGCCUGUAAUAAUUCAGCUUGUGAUUGGGAUGGAGGCGAUUGCAUUGGUAACAGUGGAAGUAGCCGUUAUGUUGCUGGCGGUGGUGGAGUUGGAGGAGCAGGGAAUGGUCCACCCUGGCAAUUUGGUGCAGGAAUAAGUGGAGUUUCAUACUGCAAUCAAGGCUGUGCUAAUUCCUGGCUAGCUGAUAAAUUUUGUGACCAGGCAUGCAAUGUUCUUUCUUGUGGAUUUGAUGCUGGUGACUGCGGGCAAGAUCACUUUGAUGAGUUGUACAAGGUGACUCUCCAACUUAAUCAGACUACUUAUAUUAUUCCGAAAGGUGAAUACCUGCCCUAUUUCAGCUUUGUUGAAAUAGCCAAGAAAGGAAUUGAGGGUGCGUAUAGUGAUAAUCCAGUUAUACGCCAUGCUUCUGUUGCCAACAAAUGGAAAACUAUCCACCUGAUAAUGCAUAGUGGAAUGAAUGCAACUGUGAUCUAUUUUAAUCUUACAUUUCUAAAUAAAAAUGAUGAAGAGUUUAAAAUGCAGAUAGCUGUUGAGGUUGAUACUAGAGAGGAACCGAAAUUAAACACAACUACCUCACAGAAAUCUGACACUUACCUGAAAACUACAACUUCAAUACCUGAAGCUGAAAUGAUUUUUGAGGAUAUUCCUGAAGAAAAACGCUUUCCAAGAAUCAAGAAACAUCCAAAUGGCACAUCGGAGGGUUUUCAUCAAAACAUGGUAAUACCUCUAGUAAAUGUGUCUUUCCUCCCUGAAGAUAUUCAGCUGGCUUUGCAAGACCUGGAUUUAAAGCUAGAAAAUGGUGACCUCACUCAGAAAGGAUACAAUCUGUCAAAGGCUGCCCUUUUGAGAUCUUUUCAAAUGUUACCUACUGUUAAAGAAGAUGUAAUAACAGAAAUUCAAAAGCUGGAAAUAAAGGACAAUGGUGCUGGUUUAAAAGACCAAAAAAACCUUACUAAUCAGCAAAAACCUGGUAACGAUUUAAAUGGAGGCAAAAAAGAAGCUACAAUUAAAAUGCAUGAUGUAGUUCCUUCAGAAUUGAUAGCUACAAAGAGUACUUUUGUGCCAAUGAACAUAAAUGGUCAGUUUCAGUUAAAAUCCAUUUCUAAAACAAAGCUUGACUCAAUGCCUUUAACCCAAAAUGUGGGAAAUAAACCUGGAUCUCGAGAAAAAAUACUGAAUGCACUCAUACUAAAGGAAACUUAUAAGUCAAAAGAUACUGGGAAUGUGGAGGCUGCUGAAAAGCCUGAUGGAAUGGAAAUAAACCCAGGUCAUGACCAAAUAGAUACAAAAGGCAAAGCUUUUCCAGGAAGAAAACUACAGUAUUAUGCUGGAAGUGAUCGAGGCUUUUUGCCAUGGGAAAAAAGGAAGUAUUUCCAAGAUCUUCUUGAUGAAGAAGAGGCAUUACUUAAACAGAUGUCCUACCUUACUGAUGGUAAACAAACUGGGAGGCAUCUGAAAGAUACGUUUGCCGAUUCUCUUCGAUAUGUAAAUAAACUUUUAAACAGUAAAUUUGGAUUUACAUCCCGAAAAGUCCCUGCUCAUAUGCCUCACAUGAUUGACCGCACUGUUAUGCAAGAACUACAGGACAUGUUUCCCGAGGAAUUUGACAAGACAUCAUUUCACAAAGUGCGGCACUCGGAAGAUAUGCAGUUUGCUUUUUCGUAUUUCUAUUAUCUCAUGAGCGCAGUUCAGCCACUGAAUGUUUCUCAGAUUUUUGAUGAAGUUGAUACAGAUCAGUCAGGCAUUUUGUCUGACCGGGAGAUUCGUACAUUGGCCACACGAAUCCAUGAACUGCCCUUGAGUUUGCAGGAUUUGACGAGUCUGGAGCAAAUGCUGAUAAAUUGCUCUAAAUCACUUCCUGCUAAUAUAACUCAGAUUAAUGUCAUUCCACCAACACAGGAAGCUUAUUAUGAUCCCAAUCUGCCUCCAGUGACCAAAAACCUAGUGACUAAUUGUAAGCCUGUGACUGACCGAAUUCGUAAGGCAUACAAGGAUAAAAACAAAUAUAGGUUUGAAAUAAUGGGAGAAGAAGAAAUUGCCUUCAAGAUGAUCCGCACCAAUGUUUCUCAUGUAGUUGGUCAGCUAGAUGAUAUAAGGAAAAACCCCAGAAAAUUUGUUUGCCUAAAUGACAAUAUUGACCACAGUCAUAAGGAUGCUCAGACAGUGAAAGCUGUACUUAGAGAUUUUUAUGAAUCCAUGUUUCCCAUUCCAUCCCAAUUUGAGCUGCCAAGAGAGUAUCGGAACCGUUUCCUUCAUAUGCAUGAACUUCAGGAAUGGAGGGCUUACAGAGACAAGCUAAAAUUUUGGACCCACUGUGUUCUAGUAACAUUGAUAGUGUUUACAGUCAUCUCAUUUUUUGCUGAACAGCUAAUUGCACUUAAACGAAAGAUUUUUCCGAGGAGGAGAAUCCAAAAAGAAGUUGGUCAUGAACGAAUCAAGGUGUAGAAGAGCUUUCUUUGGAAAUCAGUCUACCUCAAGAUAUAAUAAUAAUAAGCAUUUAAAAUAUUAAUUGCAAGUGUCUUUUAUGGUGUGACAUUUAGCUGGCUUGACAUGAAGAAAAUAAGUUAAAUGCCCUUGGUUAUAUUCUUUAUAGUACUGUUUGUGGUAGUCAAGCUAUUUAGGUUAUGGCAGAGGAGAAAACAAGAUGGAAGUUGUAUGUAUAUUGGCAGCUCUUGAGUGGUUUUACUUUAUAAGAAUCAGCUCAUGGGCAUGUUAUCCUUUUUAUAAAAAGGGUUACCAAAAGAAACCUAGCUGCAUUUACAGCAGUGGACAUUAAUAAAGUAUGAUGUUAGAAAGUGAAAUUGUUUGGGAUCAAUCAGCAAGGCGUCCCUGACCUUGCAUUCCAAAUCAUUCUGCAAAUUUGUUAUUGGUGCUUUUUCCAGUUUUAGAAGAAAACUAGUGGGUAAUUAAUGAGCUUGCCAUUUAAAUUUAAUAAAUAUUUAAUUAGAUUUAUAUGAUAUAGAAAUAGCAACAAUGCAGCCUCAGAGGUUGAUAUGUAUAAUAUGUAUCCAAAUUAGGAUAUGAUGCAUAUCCUAAUGUUAUAAUACCCAGCUGUGGAGACUCAAGAUUUUUUUUAAAGAUUUUGUUUCUCAUCCCUGUUCAUUAAAUUUCCAGGAAUACUGUGGUAUAAUUUUUAGGCCUAACUACAGAGACAGGGCUGUAAUCAAGUAAAAGUGGCUAGCAUGUAUUAUUAUUUUAUAAUCAUUGUAAAUCUACAAAUAAAAGUGCCUCUCCAUAUGAAUGAAUAAUUUAUCAUUUUAAUGUAGCAGUGUAUUAGAACAAUGUUUUUCUUCUAAAUGCAAUAGUUAUAGUCUCACAUCAAACAUUUGGUGUUUUUAAAUUUGGAAAAGUUCUGGCAGUCUCAUGUUUUCUUACGAUAUGGCAGAUUAGCAAGAUUUUAAAAGGAAGACAAUGCUGUGAUGCUUUUCAAACAGGUAUUUCUGGCAAGUAAUUUAAAUCAUAGUAUUAAUGGUAUUCUAAAAUCAUAUCUUUUUUGUAAUUAAAACAUAAGAUGUAAAAUGUGUGUGUUGUAAGAUAUUAACUUGUUUUGAAAGCAACUAAAUCUAUCUGAAAAACA